Molecule: messenger RNA, 1860 nt
Organism: Exophiala aquamarina CBS 119918
Lineage: Eukaryota; Fungi; Ascomycota; Eurotiomycetes; Chaetothyriales; Herpotrichiellaceae
Exons: 2
Coding region: 1-1860 (619 amino acids)
Biological process (GO): transmembrane transport
Molecular function (GO): transmembrane transporter activity
Source: RefSeq, a predicted model, not a curated record
AUGCGUCCUGGACAUCAAUGGUUCAAGCUGUCCAACGUGGACAAAACCCAGACAACUCCUUCCACCGAUCAACCUCUCGGAAGCCCUACCUCAGCCUCGCCGCCUCCUUCGGUGAUACAAGCACUACCUGAAACGACUGCAGCCACAAGUGGCGAGGUACUAUCGAAGGAUGGCGACGAUGAUUACCUGGGACCCAAAGCGCUUUACAUACUCAUUUCAUCUCUCAUGCUCGUGGUCAUUAUCCUUACGCUGGACCAAUCUAUUCUUGCAACUGCCGUCCCAUACAUUACCAAUGAAUUCCAUACGAUCACCGAUAUAGGCUGGUACGGGGCAGCAUAUCUGCUUUGCACGGCUUCCUUGCAGCCGUUGACUGGGAAGAUAUACACCUAUUUCUCUCUGAAGUACUCGUUCCUCGCAUUUUUAGGAGGAUUCGAACUCGGUUCAUUGAUCUGUGCCUUGGCCAAAUCGAGUGCCAUGCUAGUAAUAGGGCGAGCAGUCGCUGGCAUGGGAGCUUCAGGCCUUAUCAACGGCGCACUCACGAUUCUUACAGUCGCAGCUCCUCCUUCCAAACGACCAACGCUCCUGGCAAUUAUUAUGGCAAUGGCCGGUGCCGGCCAAUUGUUGGGACCACUCGUCGGUGGUGCUUUGACCCAACACGUUAGUUGGCGUUGGUGUUUUUGGAUCAACUUACCCAUAGGUGGCUUGACCGCUGUGGUCAUGCUGUUGAUUCGAUUUCCCCCUUACAAGGCGCGAAAGACCAAGUGGACGUUUCGGGAUAUUGUCAACGACUUCGAUCUCCUCGGUUUCGCCGUCUUUGCUCCAUCAUGCAUUAUGCUGUUAUUGGCUCUUCAAUGGGGUGGCAUAACAUAUGCAUGGUCGUCAGCCACGUUGAUUGGAUUGAUCGGCGGGUCAGUCGGUGGGUUUUCUACUUUCGCACUGUGGGAAUACCAUCAUGGCGAAGCCGCAAUGAUACCUUUCUCGCUGGUACGCCGAAGAGUCGUAUAUAGCUCGUUGGUGACCACGAUGUGCCAAUUUGGUGGAUUGAUCCUGCAGUCAUACUACCUGCCAUUGUGGUUUCAGACAGUCAAGGGCGAUUCGCCGACCAUGAGUGCUGUUGAUACUCUGCCUACCUUUUUGACCCAGAUCCUUUUCGCAGUACUAUCCGGUGCCCUUACGCCGAGGAUUGGCUACCUCCUGCCGCUGGGCCUAUUUGGCAACACCUUUGCGUCUAUUUCGGCGGGUCUGCUGACAACUUUGCAGCCAGAUACUUCAUUGGGUAAAUGGGUUGGAUAUCAGAUUCUUGGUGGAAUGGGACGUGGCGUGUCUACCCAACAGCCGCUUCAAGCUGUACAAAGCGUGGUAACGAAAGACAUGGUACCCGUUGCAACGGCAACUCUAAUGUGGUCCCAAACCUUCGGCGGCGCAAUUCUGCUUGGACUUGGUCAGACUGCAUUUCUAAAUUUCCUGCGACACGGCCUCAAGUCAUAUGCUCCGCAGCUCAAUCCCGCCGAAGUUAUCGGUGCUGGUGCGACGAAUAUCAUCCACCAGUUGGAAGCUAAGGGCGAUUUUGUCACAGGUCAGCAAGUCUUGAGAGCAUAUAACUAUGCGAUAACACACGUCUUCUACCUCGCUAUGGGAUGUGCCAUCGCCGGAUUCUUUGCCACUAUGGGACUUGGAAAGACAAAGGUGGAGAAAAAGGCGUCUAAAAAGAAGGUAGAUGAGGAGAAAGGGGAGGAAGCACCAUCUCACGGGACGCAGAAGACCGAUGUGAGCGACGCAAAUAGCACGACAUGUUCUCCUUCUGUCCAAUCUGCGAGCGCCGAAGAUAAGGGGAUAUCUUCAGCAGUACUGAGCAAGUGA